Ipomoea triloba (trilobed morning glory) is the source of this 1698-nucleotide messenger RNA. RefSeq names its product probable glycosyltransferase At5g03795. Gene Ontology annotation, molecular function: glycosyltransferase activity. Lineage: Eukaryota; Viridiplantae; Streptophyta; Magnoliopsida; Solanales; Convolvulaceae. The record is from RefSeq and is a predicted model, not a curated record. Bases 84 to 1571 code for a protein of 495 amino acids. The transcript is spliced from 4 exons.
GAGUCAACCAGAGAGAAGAAAAAGCAAAAAACACUCAAAAACCACAUACAUGUAGAAGAAGAAGAAGAAGAAGAAAAUAAAAAAUGGAUAUUUGGAACAAAGUUUCUUCAUGGUGGGAAACAUCAUCGUCUUCCACAAAAGUUUCGUGUAUUAUCGUACUGCCGUUGAUAUUGUUUUAUGGGUCUCUUACCAUUCACAAUUUUAGCGGUUCUGACUUCGCAAUUUCCCAUGAAAACCAGACAGGGUUGGGUUUUUCUCACUCUUCCAUGGAAGCUGCAGAGCCUCAAAAGCCAGAGGAACACAACCUGGAUAUAACCAGAAAGGAGCCUGAAGUUUCAACUUCUACAAACAGUAGCCAUAACUCCCAUAAGGUUCCGGAAACUGCCAAUGUACUAAAAAAGUUGAGCAAUUUGGAGAGAGUUGAAGCCGGUCUCACACGAGUUAGAGCUGCAAUUAGAGAAGCCAAAAGUGGAAAUCAAACGUUUGAGGAACCUGACUAUGUUCCUAGUGGUCCAAUGUACAGGAAUCCCAGGGCAUUUCACAGGAGCUACUUAGAGAUGGAAAAACGGUUCAGAAUAUUCAUUUAUGAAGAAGGUGAGCCGCCGGUGUUUCAUUACACUUUCAGUAAGGGAAUUCUGGGCAUUGAAGGAAUCCUGAUUCAUCAGCUUGAGAUCAGCAAAUUUCUCACCAAAAACCCAGAAAAAGCUCAUGUCUUUUUCCUCCCCUUCAGUACCUAUUCGCUUGUUCAGUUUGUGUUCGUACGUGAAUCCCAUGCAUGGGGGCCUAUGCAAAAUACAGCUAGAGACUACAUAGAUGGCAUCUCUACAAAGUACCCAUACUGGAACCGAAGCCUCGGCUAUGACCAUUUCAUGCUCGCCUGUCAUGAUUGGGCUCCGACGAUUUCCAAUGCCAUUCCAAAGCUGUUCAAGAACUCGAUAAGGGUGUUGUGUAACGCGAACACAUCGGAAGGAUUCAAGCCUUCCAAAGACGUGUCAUUGCCGGAAAUCUAUCUUCCAAAAGGAAACAUGGACGGCCUGAUCGGAGGGCCGUCGCCGUCGAAGCGUUCCGUGCUGGUGUUUUACGCCGGAGGAAUCCACGGCUACAUCAGACAAGUACUAAUGGAGACCUGGGAAAACAAAGACCCAGAAGUGGAGAUCCACGAGUAUCUCAACAAGAAGAAAGUGUCGUAUUAUGGGAUGAUCCGAAAGAGCAAGUACUGCAUCUGUCCUAGCGGGUACGAGGUUGCUAGUCCGAGGAUGGUGGAGGCGCUGUACAUGGGAUGUGUUCCUGUGUUGAUAAAAGACCAUUACGCGAAACCGUUCGCGGAUGUCUUGAAUUGGGACACGUUUGCGGUGGAUAUUCCGGUGAAGGAGAUUCCGAAUCUUAAGAAGAUUCUGUUGAGUAUACCUCAGAGGAAAUAUUUAAGGAUGCAGAAGAGGGGCAUUCAAGUUCGGAGGCAUUUUGAAGUGAACUUUCCCCCGAAACGGUACGAUGUUUUUCACAUGAUUCUUCAUUCGAUCUGGCUCAGAAGACUCAACAUUCAAGUCCAUGACACACAAGGAACAUCAUGAUGAUAUGCAUUUAAUUUGCUGUUACAUUGCAUACAUUCUUAGGGAAAAAUGAUCAAUGUCUAAAUGUUAUUUAUCCAUUCCAUUUUAUCAAAUUUGCCCAUAAAAUGUGAAAUCUCUUGUCCCAGAA